Molecule: messenger RNA, 3156 nt
Organism: Mustela erminea (ermine)
Lineage: Eukaryota; Metazoa; Chordata; Mammalia; Carnivora; Mustelidae
Gene: TNFRSF11A
Product: TNF receptor superfamily member 11a
Exons: 10
Coding region: 998-2947 (649 amino acids)
Biological process (GO): ossification; mammary gland alveolus development; positive regulation of bone resorption
Cellular component (GO): external side of plasma membrane
Molecular function (GO): cytokine binding; tumor necrosis factor receptor activity
Source: RefSeq, a predicted model, not a curated record
AGGCUGGAAUCAGGUCGGUGUAAUGGCAAGAGAAAGGAGAAGCCAAGUGCAGGAGUGAUUUCAAAGCUAGCCGAGCAGUGCUAGGCGCCCACAAUACAGGGGCAAAGGAUGUGGUUGGACUGAAUACUUUAAAAAAAAAAAAAAAAAAGAUGUGAUGGGUGUCAGAGUAAAAUAGCUGACCAUUUGAACUGUGUUUCUCACAGCUCAUUAAGGAGACUUCUGUCCCAGGUUCAAGUCAAGAAGGAUUUUUUUUUUCCCUAAGCCAGUAAGAAAUGAAUUUUAGGCCAGUGAAUUCCAGCUGCUUUGGAUUAUUUUACUGUGUGGAGAGACAAAGUUCAUCACCCUCCAGCGAGGUAAACAAGCUGAGAGCCCCCAAGGCACUAGGAUCCACGGGAAAUUAGUGUGCGCUGGAAUUUAGAGCCAUUUCCUGACUUAAAGGUGUCUUUUAAUCAGAAGUUCAGGAUGUAGGCAGAAUCUGAAACUCUCAGACUCAGGCAAGAGAGAGAUAAGGGGCCAGGGAUCCCAGAGGGUCCAUCAUUAAAGCAGGUGUGACCUGACCUGCGGUCCUCCUGCACUGGCCUCGAAUGUGUCCCCUGCUCCUAAAUAGAAACCGUAUCUACCUGGGAACCAGGGCGCAGCAAAUCCUUUGCACUUAGAAACAACACAUUUUCCCAGUGGAUUGUGGUGCCUACGAGAAGCGUUUCCCUUUCUCUCUACCCAGCUCCCUUCUGCCUCGCCUCCACCACCCCAAAUCUAGCCGAGCAGGUGACACGGAGGCCCGGCGGGCACCAGCACAGUCUGAAAGCUGCCAGGUUUCAAAGUGGAAGGAAGAACCGACUGCAAAAACUAUGCUUCCAGUUUAUCAGAAUAAUAAUAACUCAUUACAUUUCCUGUUCUCUGUGGAGAGUGCAAGGGCCACUUCCUCCCGCCACCAGAAAUUUGAAGACUUUCCAUUAAAAAUGAGGAAGAAAAACUCUCUUAACUCUUCGUGAAUGUGAUGGUUAAACCUGGCAAGUGGGCAGGGAGGCCUGCGGUGGUGCAUAAAUCCUACUGGCCGCGCAGGGUUUGGCCCGCGUGGGUUCCCAUGACACCCCUGAGUUGGAAAACCAACCACUUCCCCAAGGUGACUUUUCAGAUCACCCCUCCGUGUACCCGUGAGAGGCAUUAUGAGCAUUUUGGACGAUGCUGUAACAAGUGUGAGCCUGGAAAGUACAUGUCUUCUAAAUGCACUACUACCUCGGAAAGUGUAUGCUUGCCCUGUGGCCCCGAUGAAUACUUAGACACCUGGAAUGAGGAAGAUAAGUGUCUGCUGCAUAAGGUUUGUGACACAGGCAAGGCCCUGGUGGCGGUGGAGCCCGGCAACCGGACGGCCCCGCGGCGCUGCGCCUGCACCGCCGGCUACCACUGGAGCGCCGACUGCGACUGCUGCCGCCGCAACGCGGAGUGCGCCCCGGGCUUCGGCGCUCAGCUCCCGGUGCAGCUCAACAAGGACACGAUUUGCAAGCCCUGCCUGGUAGGCUACUUCUCCGACACCUUUUCGUCCACCGAGAAAUGCAAACCCUGGACCAACUGUAGCGUUCUUGGAGAGACAGAAGCACAUCACGGGACUGAUAAGUCAGAUGUGGUCUGUAGUUCUUCUCUGCCAUCUGCAAAGCCACCAAGAGAGCCCCUGAUUUACUUGCCCAGUUUAAUUAUUCUGCUUCUCUUCAUCUCCGUGGCUUUGGUUGCUGCUGUCAUCUUUGGUGUUUACUAUAAGAAAAAAGGGAAAGCACUAACAGCUAAUCUGUGGCACUGGGUCAAUGAGGCUUGCGGCCGCCUAAGUGGAAAUAAGCAGGAGUCCUCAGGCAACAAUUUCAGCAGCACUCCUAGGGAGGCCUCUAGUCAGCAUGAAAUUUGUGAUGGUGUCUUACUGCUGACUCUGGAAGAGAAGAUGUUCUCUGAAGAUCUGUGCUGUCCCGACAGUGGCGGUCUCUGUGCAUCGGCGUGUGCAGGCGGCGGGCCUGGUGCACAAGGCCAGGAGGCUGGGAUGCUCUCCCUGGUCAGCGAGAUAGAGGGGGACCCCUUCCGGCAGAUUCCCAUGGAAGACGAGUAUGUGGACAGGCCCUCCCAGACCCCAGACUCUUCUUCGCCGUUCCUCACCCAGCCUGGGAGCAAGUCCACCCCGCCUUUCCCCGAGCCCCUGGAGGUGGGGGAGAAUGACAGUUUAAGCCAGUGCUUCACUGGGACAGACUGCCUGGCCGAUUCUGAGAGCGGCCACUUCGCAGAGCCCCUGGGCAGGACUGACUGGACUCCCGUGGCCUCUGAAAAGUACUUGCAAAAAGAAGUGGAGGGCGGCCACUGCCCGCCCUGGGCAGCCAGCGCCAGCUCGGCCGAUGGCUGUGCAAACUGCGGAAACCCGGCCGGGGAGGCCCGGCACCCCCUCCUGGCUUCGGCGAGCAGCGGCCCCUGGCCCCAGUGCGCCUACGGCAUGGGCCUCCCGCCCGAGGACGCCGCGGACGGGGCGGACCAGCCCGCCGACGGGGCGGACGCCCGGCUUCCCGGAGCCGCGAGGGGAGGCCCCGGGUCCGGAAGCGCCCCCGGUGACCCGCCGCCUGCCUCUGGAAAUGUGACUGGAAACAGUAACUCCACGUUUAUUUCCAGCGGGCAGGUGAUGAACUUCAAGGGCGACAUCAUCGUGGUCUACGUCAGCCAGAACUCCCAGGAGGGCCCGGCGGGGCCGGGCAGCGGCGCGGGGGAGCCGGUGGGCCACCCGGUGCAGGAGGAGAGCUCGCCGCGCUGCGACUCGUUCGCCGGCCUCGGUCCGCGCUUUCCCGACCCGUGUGCGGGCCUGGACGCGCGCCCGAGCGGGGGGCUGCAGGAGCGCGGCGCCCCGGGGCCCGACAAGGCCUCGCGGCCGGUGCAGGAGCAGGGGGAGGCCGAGACCGGCGCGGCAGGGGCGCGGCGCUGAGCACCCGGGGACCCGCAGCGGCUCUCGGCGCCCCUCAGAGCCGCCUUGCCUGGGGGUGAGCGCCGACCUCCGGCCCUCCGGCCCGUCCUCUGUGGGCACCGCAGGGGCCGCGUCCUGGAGCCACGCGCACCUGCCCUGCGCGCGGACGGGGGCCGGCCGGGAGUGGGGGCGGGGCCCUCGCACCUGCGCCGGGGCGGGGCCUGGGGGGC